AUGUUUAGUUCAACAAUGACUUUUUUUUAUAUUUCAUUAGACAAAGUCAAACCAAUUGAAUUAAAUGAAGAAGCUAGUGUUGACACACAAAAUGUAUCAAAUACUUGUCUUGCUCACUUUGAAACUACUCAUCGUUUACUUGAAUGUCGUGCUGAUGUAUUAUCUAAUAGAGAACAUCCGUCAUCAUCACUUUGGCUUAUUAUAUCACGUACAUACCAACAUGUUUUACAAACAGAAGAUGAAGCAAGUAAAAUCACAUAUCGAACUGCUGUGAUACCAUAUACAGAAUUGGAAUUUGAUAUACGAAAAUUAGAAAGUCUUGAUUUAUCAUCACAAGAAGAACGUGUUCCAUGGAUAUUUUUCGUAACAUUUUCUAACCAAUUACAGCAAUUAGCAAAACAUGUCCUUCGUGAAGAUUAUAUUUUUUUCUAUGAAAGUGCAAAUGUCGAUGUAGCACGUACGAUAGAAGAAGUACCAUUUACAAAGAAACAAAAUCUGAACGUUAUUUGAUUUUGUUGAAACACAGCGAUCAGCUGAUACUAUUGGUGCAUUAUUUUUACAAAAAAAUCUCAUAAGUGUAAUAAUCCAUGAAAAUCAAACACACCAA
Messenger RNA from Rotaria sp. Silwood1, 607 nucleotides. NCBI's taxonomy places the organism in Eukaryota, Metazoa, Rotifera, Eurotatoria, Philodinida, Philodinidae. The record is from the annotation of a GenBank genome assembly.